GCUGGGCAAGUCGCUCCUCCCUAGGGAUAACGGUAGUAGCAGGCGAAACUUGAGGUUAGCAGUAGCGAUUUGGAUGUCUCUCGCGAGGGAGCAAAUCGGGAGUCUUUCGGGACAUUUGACAUCAUCAGUGUUGUCGCUCUGGAGACCGUUUUGUAUCGCGACACGUUUACCGGGUUCUCAGGAAAAAAUUGGUUUUUGUGCCAAAGCGUGGGUGAUCCGACACUCGAAAAUAGCGAGGAACAGUUCCUUAGUGGAUUGAACCCUGGUGGAUUUUUGUGCCACUUUUCCACUUUUUGUUGAGCUAGGGUACCCCAAACGGCUCCACCACGCGUUCGGACGAAGCCACCCCAGGCGUGCCGACGCCUUCCCCCUGGCCUACUCUGAGUCUGGACCUGGACGCGGCCUGGGGUCGAAAACUUUACCCCCCAGGGGCGACCCCCACCCGAACUGGGGCUGGACUCAUGUUCGGGUUGCACCAUCAUCAGGACCCCGCCGCUGGUCUCCACCAUCAUCAACCCAGGGGCCCCAGCCUCAAAGAAGAACCCCUAACUAGGGGAUGGAUGCAGGGCGGCGCUGCUGAUCAAAAUGGGUCGACUGUUGGAAGGGCCCAUUUCGAAAAACAGCCGCCGUCCAAUUUAAGAAAAUCCAACUUCUUCCAUUUUGUGAUAGCGCUCUACGAUAGGGCGGGGCAACCCAUCGAAAUUGAACGGACCGCAUUCAUCGGAUUCAUCGAAAAAGACCAGGAAGCAGAUGGUCAGAAAACGAACAACGGCAUCCAGUACAGACUCCAAUUACUCUUCGCCAACGGACUCAGACAGGAGCAGGAUAUCUACGUCAGGCUUAUCGACUCCGUUACGAAGCAGGCAAUCAUCUACGAGGGCCAAGACAAGAACCCGGAAAUGUGCCGAGUUCUGCUUACCCACGAAAUUAUGUGCAGCCGAUGUUGCGACAAGAAGAGCUGCGGCAAUCGCAACGAAACGCCCUCAGAUCCUGUGAUAAUUGACAGAUUCUUCCUCAAGUUUUUCCUUAAGUGCAAUCAAAAUUGCCUGAAAAAUGCAGGCAAUCCCAGGGAUAUGCGACGAUUUCAGGUAGUGAUAUCAACACAAGUGGCAGUGGAUGGUCCCCUUCUAGCAAUUUCCGACAACAUGUUUGUACAUAAUAAUUCAAAGCACGGACGAAGAGCGAAAAGACUGGAUCCCACUGAAGUGUUUUUCAUCGAAGCAGGUCAAUUUCCAGGACUGUAUCCUCCCUUGCCCGUUGCAACGCCCUGUAUAAAAGCGAUCAGUCCGAGCGAAGGAUGGACAGCGGGAGGUUCAACAGUCAUUAUAGUAGGCGAUAAUUUUUUCGAUGGACUUCAAGUCGUUUUUGGGACUAUGCUUGUUUGGAGUGAGUUAAUAACUCCUCAUGCCAUUCGAGUGCAAACGCCCCCACGUCAUAUACCUGGUGUUGUAGAAGUGACGUUAUCGUACAAAUCUAAACAGUUUUGUAAAGGUGCUCCAGGCCGAUUUGUGUAUGUCUCCCUAAACGAGCCCACUAUAGACUAUGGAUUCCAAAGGCUUCAAAAGCUGAUACCGCGACAUCCUGGGGAUCCUGAGAAGUUACCAAAGGAAAUUAUACUGAAAAGGGCAGCUGAUCUUGCAGAAGCCCUCUACUCGAUGCCCAGAAACAAUCAGCUCUCCUUGUCGGCACCACGGUCGCCUACAAUGGGAAACAACGGAAUGCCAACGUCCUUUAACGCAUACACUGGCCAACUUGCAGUCAGCGUUCAGGACACUGGAAACGAUGAGUACGGCCGGACUCAGAGCAGCAGCGUGAGUCCAAGGGGUGGCGGUUAUUGUUCCAACGCGUCCACCCCCCAUUCUUCCAAUGGGGGCUCGUAUGGAGGUGGUGGCAGUCAGAUGAAUGGGUACGGGGGUGCCACUCCAACCAGUACCAUGGGGAAUAUGUUGCCGGGUAGUCCAUCAGCAGGAAUUUUCAACACCACACCAAGAAUGUCUUUAGUGGCAUCACCGUUUUCAUCGAUGAACCCCUUCGCCCUCCCACCGUGUAACAGCCAAUCAUACGGAUCGCCUGCACUGGUCGGACCAACCAAAUAGCCCGAAAUAACCGGCAAUGCUGCUGCCAUUGGUAACUCUUCACUGUAAGAUUUUUGCGUAGAAAAAUCAAUUUUUUAUCCGAACUGGAACUGUUUAUGGAGAAAAAGUGGUGCUUCGUUUGCUCUUUUAACGACUAAUCUAUCAUGUAAUCACACGUUUUACAAAAAAAUUAACUCAUCCGGGUGCCUGUAUUUGAGCAGUUUGUUAAUUUAAAUCCUUUAGGAAUAACAGGUUUAACUUUUUUGUCCAAUCAGCUCGACGGCUCAAUUAUAUAUAGGGAGACGAGAUUUCUUAUUCUAAUUUAUGAUUUACUGCGGUAAAAAUCGAUUAUUUCUGUAAUAUGGAAAUUAUUAAAAGUGUGCAGUUUUCUCAACUAACUUCAGCCCUCUACAGUUUUCAACACCUUUUCCUGGCUUCUCUAAAAUCCGAUUUGUUUCUGGGGCAUUUAAUUAGUGCUAAAACCCCAUUGAUUUUAAGGUUCACUACAAGAGUUUAAAAGUUAUAAUCUUAACAGACGAAAACGGAUUUAAGAUGCAGAAUAUAAAAGGUACUAAUAAAAUAAUUAUUUUUUUGCAUUUUUAAUUGCCGCAUUGGUUCGUGCUGCUCUUGUUCAUUUCUUACACCUGAAAGUUAAACCUUUGACAAAACAUACUAGUGGAAACUCAAUUAUUUCGCUUUAGAAUCAAUCACUCAAGGAUGUUUUGUAGAGUUUAAAUGCAAGUAGAAUUUGUAGGUAUUGGAACUAUCGGUCUGUGAUCAUACUAAACUUAUGAAGCAUUCACUUACUUUAAGCACGCAAAACCUUAGUUUCUCAUGUAUAAAUUUCGUCUUCUCAUCAUUUUUGGCACCAGUAUUUUAACAUAUCUUACGAGGAAACAAACACUUAAAAGUAUACAUAUCGCUUAAAGCUGGGAUUCUAAACUUAAUAAGUAGAAUUGUAAAUAGUGUAUAGAUUAGAGUAAAUUUUAGGAUUAUCGUCUUUUCUAAUUAAUGUACAUAAUACUGUAGAAAAUCUUAUAGGGUUUAACAAACAACGACAAUGCAGAUUUUGUAAAAGUCAUAUCAUUGGCGAAGUACAGAGGAUUUUAGUAGUGCAUUUAUAAUCAAUGAAUUUAACGAAUAAAUCAGUUACACACACGCUAAAA
Molecule: messenger RNA, 3241 nt
Organism: Dendroctonus ponderosae (mountain pine beetle)
Lineage: Eukaryota; Metazoa; Arthropoda; Insecta; Coleoptera; Curculionidae
Gene: kn
Product: transcription factor collier
Exons: 15
Coding region: 462-2096 (544 amino acids)
Biological process (GO): regulation of transcription by RNA polymerase II
Molecular function (GO): DNA-binding transcription factor activity, RNA polymerase II-specific; RNA polymerase II cis-regulatory region sequence-specific DNA binding
Source: RefSeq, a predicted model, not a curated record